UGUGAAAGCAACGAGCAUCAGUGUCGGAAUGGCAGAUGCAUAUCAAUGGACUUCUUGUGCGAUGGCAUUCACGACUGCCCAGAGAAGGACGAUGAAAGUGACCAGGUAUUGCUAAACAGGAGUUGUCCAAACGACCUUGUUUACUGCGAGAUAACAAAGAAGUGCAUGAAGUCCUCCCAAAUGUGUGACCGUUACCAAGACUGUCCUGACGACAGCGAUGAAAGCAACUGCAGUCAGUGCACCAGCCUCAGCGAUGAAUACCGUUGUAACGGCAAAACAAUGAGAUGCAUCCCGAAUGAACAGUACUGCGAUCAAGUGCAGCAAUGCCCUGAUGGAGACGACGAACAAUCGUGCAGUUGCUACCUUUUUAUUCAUUUUUUCUUUAAUUUAGAUGAAAUUCCAAAUGCUGAUUUUGAUUUAUACAACCAACUGUUGCUGGUAUAA
Molecule: messenger RNA, 444 nt
Organism: Helobdella robusta
Lineage: Eukaryota; Metazoa; Annelida; Clitellata; Rhynchobdellida; Glossiphoniidae
Exons: 4
Cellular component (GO): plasma membrane
Molecular function (GO): protein binding
Source: RefSeq, a predicted model, not a curated record